Messenger RNA from Dalotia coriaria, 1672 nucleotides. RefSeq names its product female sterile (2) ltoPP43 (gene fs(2)ltoPP43). Lineage: Eukaryota; Metazoa; Arthropoda; Insecta; Coleoptera; Staphylinidae. Gene Ontology annotation, biological process: developmental process. The transcript is spliced from 4 exons. Bases 138 to 1058 code for a protein of 306 amino acids. The record is from RefSeq and is a predicted model, not a curated record.
AUUUGGGGAAGCUUUAAAAAAAGAAUCAGAGACGAAUUUUAGGUUAGAAUAAAACAGUUACAGUGCGCAACAUGUUCUUCACAUUCAUUUCUCAUUAAAUCUUAUUUUAAACUAUUUAUUGUAAUAAAACGAACAAAAUGUCUACGAUUAUUCGCGUAAAACGUCGUUGUGACGAAGAACCGCAAGAUAUCAUUAUCGUCAAUUGUAAAAAACGAAAAACCUCAGAAGAAACCUUAGAUUCAUCAGAUAAAACACCAACGGUUCUUCAACUUGCUGGAACAGUCAAAAACCAAGAAGACGAUGUUCUUAAACAUUGCAAAACAUCACUCAAAGAGAACAUUGAGACUGACAUAAAGAAAAAAACCCAUCAGAAUGUGUUUCAAUCAAUUCGCGACCGCGUCCGCGAAGAAUGCAUCCAAAACAGUAAAGAAAACCGCUACAAAGUCGUCAAUCUCUGUAGAUCCAACUCACACAAUGAUGAUGGUGUUACCAUUGUUGAUGUGGAAGCAGAUAAAAUGGUUGAAGAUGUCGAAUCCAAACCUCAAUAUGUCUAUGAUUUAUAUUACACAAUUUCUGAUGAUUUGGGAGAAAUUUAUGAUCAUGACUUAGUUGGUGUUUAUCCACUAAGUAACGAAUUAGUUUACGGAUCUCAUCGUGAUAACGGCGCUGCUGAUUCAGAUGAUGAUGAAAGUGAAGAUUCAAACGCUGAAAAUAACUGGCGCAAUGAAUAUCCCGAUGAAGACGAGUAUCGGGACGAUAAUAGCAUAACCGAAGAUGAUAUGAUCUCGGCAAUGCAACACGUUCAUUUGGAUAAAGAUGAUUUAUCAUCAGAUGAUGAAAAUGCGGGUUUUAUUUAUAGUAUUGAUAGUGAAGCGGCUGGAUUCGAGGAAGACAUCGAUGAAUCUGAUGUUAAUCGUUACGGUGAGCGAUACGCACUUUUCAAAGCACGUUAUAAGAAAAGUGAAAGAGAUAGCAGUGUGGAUGAUGAAGAUUUCUACUAUGAGUAUGAUGAUGAUGCUAAUGGUCAUGAAGAAGAAGCUCAUUCUUCAUAUUAUUGAUGUUUUUUUACGUUGUUUAAGUAUGGCAUAAUUGUCGGCGCAGAAGCUUGCCGAACACUCAUCUCCCAAGUAUCCAACAAUUGCGACAGCGAAAAAUGUUUCGGCAGUUUCUUCACUCUAGCCAGCAAUGCGGUUUGUACUCUGGUUAAAAACUGUGUGGUUUCAUACUCGUGUGGAGCCAUGUAAACCUUGGGCGAUGUCAUCGGAUAAUCCUCUGGUACAGUGAGCGAAACUGGAGGGACGCAUGGUAAGUUUUUAUCAUCCAACCAACAAAUAAGUUGUAUUGUUUUUGAUCCUGGUUGUUGAUUCGGGUCGAUGGAUACUUUAAAGCGUUGAUCCAACCGUGCAAUUUCUCCUUGUAACACUUCGGGGAUUUCACUGGCUGGUUCUUCGAUUCUUUUGCGUUUUAAUGGUGGAACUAACCUGGAAAUUAUAAUGUUAAUUUUAGUUUUGUCAUUUUUUUGGUUUUAUUUAAGUUUUACUUUAAUUCUGGACUGAAAAGCGCAUCCAGAGUUGGUCCAAAAGUACGAUGCAAGGUGUGAUUAAUCGAAGGUGCCUGUAGAUUGUUAUUAACUGCUUCAAUUAGAGGUUUAAAUGCAUGAUGUUCUUUAAGA